UUUUUGUGCAUUUAAGAAAUCUCCAAAAAUUAAGAAUCGGGAGAGUAGAGCAAGGAAGAGAAAGGAGGAAGAAAGCAAGGCGAAGAAAAAAGGACAAGACACGUUUUUUCUAAGAUGCAAAUAUCCUAAGGUGACAGCAAUGGGUUAGAAAGGAUUUACCAUGAUUUCAAAAUAAAAAGGCAAACAGCUGAUAUUAUAUUCCUCUGCAUAUGCAUCAAUGGAUGGAGAGACAGAAUUAUGAGUGGAAUACUUGCAGCCGAUGGGACUGAUUGCAAUUUAUAUGCCACCCAGAGGGGCUUGUUAUUAAUCUUUUCUUCCCUUUUAACGUCUCUGAGCCAGGAAUCGGGGUGUUUUAAGGAUCCAUUGUGUGAAUCUUACGAUCCAGCUGGUUUUUGGCCGUUGUCCUCCGGGUUACUGUUGAUUACAGAAAACGUGUUCUCUUGUAUAUUGGUGUGACUCAAAGGAGGCUUUUAUCAUUUAUCUUGCCUCUUUCUUUUGUGAAACACAAGGCGAGUUUUUUUUUUUUUUUUUUUUUAUUGAGAACUGUAUACCUUCUUUUAUCCAAAGUCCCAGUUGCGUUAUAUAUGUAAAGUAAAGAUGUCUUCUCCAUACCAGUAUCGAAGUUUUUAAAUUUGCCACUCUUCCUUUUACCAAUCUAGUAACUGAGGAAUCUGAAUAUUUAACUUUUAGAUUUCGGUAUAUUAUAUAUAGAUAUAUAUUUUUCCUCUACUAAGUCAGUUUGCUGCUGGUUGUUGAUCUUUUUAGCAACUCUAUCUAAACAUGUCUGCUCCACUUGGGCCCCGGGGCGGCCCUGCACCUCCUCCCCCUGCUGUCCUGCCAGAGGUGCCGGACCUCAGUCACCUUACCGAGGAGGAGAGAAAGAUCAUCCUCGCCGUCAUGGACCGACAGAAACAAGAAGAAGAAAAGGAGCAAUCCAUGCUGAAGAUCAAAGAAGAAACAAAACCUCAGCCGCCACAGUGGUUUCCCUUUAGUGGGAUCACUGAGCUGGUAAAUAACGUUCUUCAGCCCCAGCAAAACCUGCAAAAUGAAAAGGAGCCUGAGAUGAAAUUGCACCAGCAGUUUGAAAUGUAUAAGGAUCAAGUGAAGCAGAUGGGGGAAGAAGCACCACAGGUGCAGGAGCAGAAGGGGGACACCCCCACCUGUGGAAUCUGCCACAAAACCAAGUUUGCGGACGGCUGCGGCCACCUCUGUUCAUAUUGCCAAACAAAAUUCUGUGCCCGUUGCGGAGGACGAGUGUCUCUGCGGUCAAAUAAGCAGGAAGACAAAGUGGUAAUGUGGGUGUGCAACUUGUGCCGAAAACAACAAGAAAUCCUCACAAAGUCAGGAGCCUGGUUCUACACCGUUGGUUCAAACACGCCCCAGCAGCUGGACCCCAGUGAACUCACAAGGGGGCCCCGGAACGAAGAAGCACCUCAGGAGAAGAAGGCAAAACUUCAGGAUCCAUCCCAGUACCAGGGACCCUCCGGGGACAUUUCCACACCAGCGUCAGACAAAAACAGACCUCAAAGGCUCACACGGCAAGACUCAAUCAAAAACGGUUCGGGGCGGGUGCAUUCAGGUCCAGGCUCAGGUGACACUCUGAUUGACAGGAAAAGAAGCCCAUCAGCAUCCAGGGAUCCAAACCAAAAAUACGACCAAAGGGAGGAGCGGGGUGACCGUUCACAGUAUGCCCCGCCAGACAGCGGGAUGCCAAGGUCACCAUCGGACUACGAGGAGCGGGAGCAGCGGAGGCCGCAGCGGGGUUCUCAGAUGUACGAGGAUGCGGACGCAUCGCGGGGGGAGUACCGGGAUCGGCGUAGUCGGCGGCACUCGCAGGAGUACCCACUAGACGAGGACUUGGAUGGUCAGCUAAGCGAAUAUGAGAGGCAGCGGGAAGAGGAGUACCAGGCCCGCUACCGCAGCGACCCCAAUCUGGCCCGCUACCCAAUCAAGCCCCAGCCCUACGAGGAGCAGAUGCGUAUGCAUGCCGAGGUGUCCCGUGCUCGGCAUGAGAGGCGGCACAGUGACGUCUCGCUGGCUUACACAGAGCUGGAUGAACCUCAGGUGUCCAUGAUGCGAGGGGAACGCCAGUCUCGGCAGCGCUCCACCUCCGAGAGGCGGGCGCCCAUGGAGAGCCAGCGCUCCUACUCCAUGGAGAGAACUCGAGAGGUUCAGGGCUCUGGCCCCCACGACCGGCAAGUGACCUCCAAUCACAGCCCCCCUACCCCACACCGGAGCCCCGUGCUGGGGGAGCGGCAAGGGGAUAUGCGGCGAGGGGGAGGAGGGGACCCUGUGCGCAUGCAGCAGCAGCACCACCACUUGGAUCCCAGCUCAGCCAUGCGAAAGACCAAGCGCGAGAAGAUGGAGACCAUGUUGCGCAAUGACUCGCUCAGCUCCGACCAGUCCGAGUCCAUCCGGCCCCCGCCGCCAAAGCCACACAAAACGAAAAAAGGAGGCAAGAUGCGGCAGGUCUCGCUGAGCAGCUCUGAGGAGGAGCUGGCAACCACCCCAGAGUACACCAGCUGUGAUGACGUGGAGAUAGAGAGUGAGUCAGUCAGUGAGAAAGGGGACAGUCAAAGGGGAAAAAGAAAAACUAGUGAACAGACAAUUUUGUCGGACUCAAACAUCUUGUCUGAGAAACAAAAGACAAUGGUGCGCUUUGGGGGCCAUUCUUUGGAAGAGGACUUGGAAUGGUCUGAGCCUCAGAUUAAAGACUCUGGGGUAGAUACGUGCAGUAGUACAACCCUUAACGAGGAGCAUAGCCAUAGUGAGAAGUACCCUGUGACAUGGCAGCCAUCCAAAGAUGGAGAUCGCCUAAUAGGGCGGAUUUUACUAAACAAGCGGCUGAAAGAUGGGAGUGUGCCAAGAGACUCUGGAGCAUUGCUUGGGCUGAAGGUUGUGGGUGGAAAGAUGACUGAAUCUGGUAGACUUUGUGCAUUUAUUACAAAAGUAAAGAAAGGCAGUCUAGCUGAUACAGUUGGCCACCUCCGACCAGGUGAUCAGGUAUUAGAAUGGAAUGGGAGACAUUUACAAGGAGCUACUUUUAAGGAAGUUUACAAUAUAAUUCUGGAAUCUAAGCCAGAAGCACAGGUGGAACUUGUAGUCUCAAGGCCCAUUGGCGAUAUUCCCAGGAUACCAGACAGCACACAUGCACAACUAGAAUCAAGCUCAAGUUCUUUUGAAUCCCAGAAAAUGGAUCGGCCCUCUAUCUCAGUCACUUCACCCAUGAGCCCUGGCUUGCUGCGGGAUGCUCCCCAGUACCUGUCUGGACAACUCUCAAGCCAAAGCCUUAGUAGAAGAUCAGCGCCUUUUGUUCCUAGGGUUCAGAUAAAACUCUGGUAUGACAAGGUUGGUCACCAGCUAAUUGUCACAAUUCUGGGAGCAAAAGAACUUCCUUCAAGGGAAGAUGGGAGGCCAAGAAACCCUUAUGUUAAAAUUUACUUCCUCCCAGACAGAAGUGAUAAGAGCAAAAGAAGAACAAAAACAGUAAAGAAAACAUUAGAGCCCAAAUGGAACCAAACAUUUAUGUAUUCCCCGGUCCAUCGGCGGGAAUUCCGGGAGCGCAUGUUGGAGAUCACACUUUGGGACCAGGCACGGGUUCGAGAAGAAGAAAGUGAAUUUUUAGGAGAGAUUCUAAUCGAACUAGAGACAGCAUUGCUGGAUGACGAGCCUCACUGGUACAAACUGCAGACGCACGACGUGUCCUCCAUGCCCCUUCCACACCCCUCACCAUACCUUCCACGCAGAGAGCUGCAUGGGGAGAGUCCCACGCGGAGACUGCAAAGAUCCCAGCGAAUCAGUGACAGUGAAAUAUCUGAUUAUGACUGCGAUGAUGGAAUUGGAGUUGUAUCAGAUUACAGGCACAAUGGCAGAGAUAUCCGGAGCUCCACGUUAUCAGUUCCCGAGCAGGUGAUGUCGUCCAAUCACUGUUCCCCGUCUGGGUCUCCCAAUCGAGGGGACAGUAUGGGCAGGACACGGUCUCGUUCCCCCAGUGUCCCUCCUCCGCAGAGCCGGAGCUUGGACCAACCAUCUCGAGGUUCUCACUCCUCCCUGUCGCAGUACAACACAGUGAGCCGAAUGGAGAAGCAUCGCAUGGACGACCACUACUCCCCAGACAGGAAUUGUGAAGCCCUGGAUAGACAUGAAUAUACAAGGUCCAGAUCCGCAGAUCAGCGCCCAGUGCUCGAGUGGACCAGCUCCCGCUCCCGGUCCACCGAGCGCCCCGACUCUAACCUCAUGAGAUCGAUGCCGUCUUUAACAUCAGGAAGAUCUGCCCCUCCCUCACCUGCCUUAACGAGGUCGCACCCUCGUAGCGGAUCCGUCCAAACCAGUCCCACGAGUACCCCCUUGGCUGGACGCAGAGGUCGACAGCUGCCACAGCUUCCACCAAAGGGGACGCUAGAAAGAAGUGCUAUGGAUGUGGAGGAGAAAACUCGCCAAUUGAAACUGAAAAUGAACAAAUACAAACAUGGGGCAGGAUCGGACUCCAGACUGGAACAGGAGUAUCAAUCCAAGCAUCGGUUAGGCCGGGAUCCACAUAGAGGCUCUGAUAACGUGUCCACUAAGUCUUCAGACAGUGAUAUGAGCGACGUGUCCGCUGUGUCGAGGACCAGUAGUGCUUCUCGGUUCAGCAGCACGAGCUACAUGUCUGUCCAGUCCGAGCGGCCUAGAGGAAACAAGAAGAUCAGUGACUUUACAUCCAAAAUGAAAAACAGGCAGAUGGGAGCCCCGGGAAAGAACAUGACGAAAAGCACCAGCAUCGGCGCCGACAUGUACAACCUGGAGAAGAACGACGGCAGCCAGUCAGACACUGCGGUGGGCACCAUGGGUACUGGGGGCAAGAAGAGGCGCUCCAGCAUAGGUGCCAAAAUGGUGGCGAUCGUGGGGCUCUCCCGAAAAAGCCGCAGUACCUCGCAACUCAGCCAAACAGAAGCUGGAGGGAAGAAACUGCGCAGUACGAUCCAGAGGAGUACGGAAACAGGCUUGGCAGUAGAAAUGAGAAAUCGGAUGACCCGGCAAGCAAGUCGAGAAUCAAAUGAUGGAAGCAUGAACAGCUACAGCUCAGAGGGAAACCUCAUUUUCCCAGGUGUGCGAUUGGCAUCAGACAGUCAGUUUAGUGAUUUUCUAGAUGGCCUUGGUCCAGCUCAGCUAGUUGGGCGCCAGACGCUGGCAACCCCUUCUAUGGGUGACAUCCAGAUCGGGAUGAUGGACAAAAAGGGACAGCUAGAGGUGGAAGUAAUAAGAGCCCGUGGGCUUGUUGGGAAGCCAGGUUCAAAGGCACUGCCAGCUCCCUAUGCUAAGGUAUAUCUGCUCGACAAUGGAGUCUGUAUAGCCAAAAAGAAAACAAAAGUAGCAAGAAAAACUCUGGAUCCCCUCUACCAGCAGCAGCUGUCAUUUGAGGAAAGCCCAACAGGAAAAGUCCUACAGAUUAUUGUAUGGGGCGACUAUGGACGCAUGGACCAUAAAUCCUUUAUGGGAGCUGCACAGAUACUUUUAGAUGAGCUUGACCUGUCCAACAUGGUGAUUGGCUGGUUCAAGCUCUUUCCCCCUUCCUCAUUGGUGGACCCAACCUUGGCACCUCUGACUAGAAGAGCUUCCCAGUCAUCACUUGACAGUUCAACUGGACCUUAUGCUCGCUCAUAGCAGUCUGGAAACAAAGCAUUGUCAUAGCAACCAGUGUCCAAGUUAACAGUCUUAACAGGUCACAAGCCCUGAUUACACUGCAUGCUUAAUGUUGUGUCUUCUGAGCCCGUUUCUAGGAAUGUAAAAGUGAUCCUAUGUUUUCAGAGAAAGUCGCACACAUUGUGCGCCAAGAAGGUCCUCAGUGGUAAACAGGCAGAAGCUGUAAAGAACUUAUAUACUUGGAGUUCAGUGACACUAGGUUUUUGUCCAAUCUGAAGCCAUGGAAAAAAAAAACUGAGACCCAAUCAGUUAAUUCAAUAGAAGUCCCUUUUUUAAUGUCAUAUUGUUUUUUUUUGUUAUUGCACCCUAAUGAUUGGGUCACGUGAUUCUCCUGACCAGAAGCUUGGUUACGCCACGCCAAUAAAGCCAGCUACGGGAGAAACCUCUGAGGAAGGACAA
This is a messenger RNA of Polyodon spathula (Mississippi paddlefish), 6081 nucleotides long. RefSeq names its product regulating synaptic membrane exocytosis protein 2-like. Gene Ontology annotation, biological process: positive regulation of synaptic transmission; regulation of membrane potential; regulation of synaptic plasticity. Gene Ontology annotation, molecular function: transmembrane transporter binding; small GTPase binding. The transcript is spliced from 30 exons. Gene Ontology annotation, cellular component: cytoskeleton of presynaptic active zone; presynaptic membrane. The record is from RefSeq and is a predicted model, not a curated record. Bases 781 to 5643 code for a protein of 1620 amino acids. Lineage: Eukaryota; Metazoa; Chordata; Actinopteri; Acipenseriformes; Polyodontidae.